Molecule: messenger RNA, 2385 nt
Organism: Nelumbo nucifera (sacred lotus)
Lineage: Eukaryota; Viridiplantae; Streptophyta; Magnoliopsida; Proteales; Nelumbonaceae
Product: putative beta-D-xylosidase 5
Biological process (GO): xylan catabolic process; arabinan catabolic process
Molecular function (GO): xylan 1,4-beta-xylosidase activity; alpha-L-arabinofuranosidase activity
Source: RefSeq, a predicted model, not a curated record
AUGGCCAGAGCUCUGUUCUUCUGUGUACUGUUUCUGUUUCUCUCUUCUCUUUCGGCUGCAAGGAGUCGUCUACUAGCCACGACUUCCAAUGCUACCACUUAUACUCGUGUGUGUGAUCCUUCGAGGUUUGCUGAGUUAGGGCUCAAGUUGAAGGACUUCGGUUACUGCGAUAAGUCUCUGUCCUACGAUCUUAGAGCCAAAGAUUUAGUGGACAGAAUGACUCUCGCAGAGAAGGUCCAACAGCUCGGAGACAAGAGCACUGGGGUUUCCAGGAUAGGACUACCCGAGUAUGAAUGGUGGUCUGAGGCGCUUCAUGGCGUCUCCGAUGUCGGUCCGGGCACCCACUUUGAUCAGCUUGUUCCUGGUGCAACAAGCUUUCCUACCGUCAUUCUUACUGCGGCAUCUUUCAACCAGUCUCUCUGGAAGAAAAUCGGCCAGGUUGUCUCCACGGAAGCAAGAGCUAUGUAUAAUCUGGGCCGUGCUGGAUUGACUUAUUGGAGUCCUAACAUCAAUGUAGUAAGAGAUCCUAGAUGGGGAAGAAUCACAGAGACACCAGGGGAGGAUCCUUACGUAGUUGGUUCUUAUGCAGUAAACUAUGUUAGAGGUCUGCAAGACGUCGAGGGAUACGAGAACACCACCGACUUGAACUCUAGGCCUCUGAAGGUUUCUUCAUGCUGUAAGCACUAUGCUGCUUAUGACGUCGAUAACUGGCUUGGAGUUGAUCGCCUGCACUUUGACGCAAGGGUGUCUGAGCAAGAUAUGGUGGAGUCGUUUCUCCGUCCCUUUGAGAUGUGUGUCCGAGAUGGAGAUGUUAGCAGUGUUAUGUGCUCUUACAACAGAGUUAAUGGAAUUCCCACUUGUGCUAACCCGCAACUUUUGAAGGAGACUGUGAGAGGAGACUGGGAUCUUCAUGGAUACAUUGUCUCAGAUUGUGAUUCCAUCGAAGUGAUCUACGACGAUCACAAAUUUCUGUCUGACACACCGGAGGAUGCUGUAGCGCAAGUUCUGAAUGCAGGCUUGGAUUUGGAUUGUGGAGCUACCUACACUAAUUAUGCUGAGAACGCGACAUUGCAAGGGAAAAUCAGAGAGGGAGACAUAGACAAGGCUCUCAAGAAUCUCUACGUCGUACUCAUGAGGCUGGGGUUCUUCGACGGCAGUCCUAAGUUCGAGUCACUGGGGAAGGAUAACGUCUGUGCUGGUGAACACAUUGAGUUAGCAGCGGAGGCAGCCAGAGAGGGGAUUGUUUUGCUUAAGAAUGCUGAUGAUACUUUGCCUUUGAAUAACUCCAUUAAAACACUGGCAGUGGUUGGGCCACACGCUAAUGCUACAAAAGUAAUGAUCGGGAACUAUGCAGGUAUUCCAUGCCGUUAUACUUCCCCAUUGCAAGGUUUAUCUAGAUUUGCAGACGUGAAGUAUGCAAUGGGAUGCAGUGAUGUAGCAUGUAAAAAUGAGAGUUUGACUUUUGGAGCGAUGAAGGCAGCAAAGAAUGCAGAUGCUACAGUGGUGAUUGUGGGUCUAGAUUUGUCAGUUGAAGCAGAGAGUUUGGAUCGAGUUGAUUUGCUUCUUCCUGGUUAUCAAACUCAGUUGAUAAACCAAGUUGCUGAAGUUUCUAAAGGACCCGUUAUUCUUGUGGUCAUGUCUGCCGGAGGUGUUGAUAUUUCUUUUGCCAAGAGCAACUCAAAUAUUAAAGCAAUUCUCUGGGCUGGGUAUCCUGGAGAGGAAGGUGGUUCAGCCAUUGCAGAUGUUAUAUUUGGAAAAUACAACCCAGGUGGCAAAUUACCAAUUACAUGGUAUGAAGCAGACUAUGUGGACAAGCUGCCAAUGACAUCAAUGCCAUUUAGGCCAGUUGAUAGUUUGGGCUUUCCUGGAAGAACAUACAAGUUCUUCAAUGGCUCUACAGUCUUUCCCUUUGGAUAUGGCUUGAGUUAUACUCAGUUUACUUAUAACAUUGCUUCAUCUAAAAGGUCUCUGGACAUUAACUUGAACAAGUAUCAGCAUUGCCGGCCUCUAUCUUAUGAGGACGAUGCAUAUAAGCCUCCAUGCCCAGCAGUCUUGGUUGAUGAUAUGGUCUGUGACAAAGAGUUGGAAUUUGAUUUCGAGAUUGAAGUGCAGAACAGAGGAAGUAUGGAUGGAAAUGAUGUACUGAUCGUAUAUUCCAAACCUCCAAAUGGUGUAGUUGGUGCUCCUGCUAAGCAGGUAAUUGGAUUUGAGAGGGUGUUUGUACCCAAAGGAGAGAGCAAGAAAGUGAAGUUUACUUUUAAUGCUUGCAAAAGCUUGAUGCUGGUGGAUAGUAACAGUUACACUCUCUUACCAUCUGGGCAGCACACGAUCAUGGUUGGAGAUGGAUUGAUUUCAUUCCCUAUGCAAGUUAACUUUCAGUUCUAG